AUCUACCAUAACACUUCCUGCGCGGAUGAUCCAACUUGUCAGAAUCCGAAGCCGCACAUGGUUUCUGUGUUGAAGUCACGUUGAAGUUGAUUGCGCAAAACUCAAAACUGGAAACAAAAACGAAUAUUUGACAGUUUGGUGUUGUAGGUGUGUGUGUGGUGGUGUGCGAAUUUAAAUAUACAUAUAGUGAGAGCGUUUUUGACAUGAACUGUAUGGUAAACUGAAGAAAAAAACAGUUUUGGAUAUUCUUAAUGAGGUUGAAAAUGAAUCAGGAACCCUUAGGGGUGGCUCCCGAUAUUGUACUGCCACAAUCUCUCACAAGGUGGGACGCGACUUUACCUUCCCAAUACCUCACAGAUUACAGCACCGUUUGUGAAACUAAACAUGCUCCUUAUACUUUCCCAUGCGAUCAUGGUAUCAAUCACAGGAUCAUAUUAUGGACUGGUGAUAUAUCUUCUUUACAAGUAGACGCCAUAGUCAAUUCAACUAAUGAAUCUAUGACGGAUAGCAAUCCGGUUAGUGAUAGAAUAUAUCAAAUGGCCGGUUCAGGAUUGAAAGAAGAACUCACUUUAGACAUUAGAGAAUGUCGAACAGGAGAAGUAAAAGUAUCUCAAGGACAUGCACUGCCAGCACGAUUUAUUAUUCACACCGUAGGCCCCAAAUACAAUAUUAAAUACAAAUCCGCUUCGGAAAACACCUUACAUACUUGCUACAGGAACGUUCUGCAGAAGGCCACAGAAAUGGGUCUACAUUCAGUAGCAAUUACCGUGAUUAAUUCUGUUAAAAGAAACUAUCCACCAGACGAAGGAGCUCAUAUAGCACUGCGUACCGUGCGUCGUUUUUUCGAAAAUCACGGCAGUUCGUUAGACACUGUGAUAUUUGUUGUCGAUAAAGUAGAUUUAGGUAUUUACGAAGUUCUUUUACCGUUAUAUUUUCCACGAUCCAAAAUGGAGGAAGAAUCGGCCAGAUAUCAAUUGCCUUCCGAUAUAGGAGGACCUGACGGGGAACCAAUCAUGCCUGAUAGACAGAUACGAAUAAUUGACAAUCCACAGCAUAGUUUGCACCAUGAAGAAGAAUCAGUUGACCUUUCUUCGCAAUUGGAAACUUCUAUAAACGUCGGAGAUCAUGUUUUUAGUCAAAUGCAAGGUGAUUUGGAUCAGCAGAGGUUAUUAGGAGAGCGACCAUACGAUGACCCUUUAGCAGACAUUAUGGUUAAAGAGAUACAACAUCAAGAAAGAUAUGAACGACUUUUGAGACGUGCCAAAACAGAAGACUUGACAGAAGUAUCUGGAAUUGGAUGUCUUUAUCAAAGCGGUGUGGACAGACUCGGCAGACCCGUUGUUGUUUUUAUAGGAAAAUGGUUUCCCUUCAAUCAAAUCAAUUUAGAUAAGGCAUUGUUGUAUCUAAUAACUCUUCUUGACCCUAUAGUCAAAGGAGAUUACGUUAUAGCGUAUUUCCAUACGUUAACAUCAAGUAAUAACUAUCCAUCGUUCACGUGGUUGAAAGAAGUUUAUAACAUUUUACCAUAUAAGUACAAGAAGAACCUCAAAGCCUUCUAUAUAAUUCAUCCAACGUUUUGGACAAAGAUGAUGACCUGGUGGUUCACAACAUUCAUGGCACCGGCAAUAAAACAAAAAGUAAACAGUUUACCAGGAGUGGAGUACCUAUAUGCUGUUAUGUCCCCAGAUCAAUUAGAAAUUCCAGCAUUUAUUACAGAACAUGACAUGACUAUCAAUGGUAUAAGAUACUUUCAACCCGUGACGACAUAACUGUGGGUCUAAUGAGAGUGAAAAGAAAAUUUCAAAUCUAGUAUUAACCAGUUCCCCCAGGUGAUAAGUCGCAAUAUAUUUUUCAACUAGUGCUAAAUAAGUUGUGUGUGCCAACUAAGAAAAAUAUUUUAGAACAUUACGUGUUGAGCGCUGCAAAUAUAAUAUAGGAAAAGGCAAAACUCUAUAUUUUUCCAUUAAUUUUGUCCAUUAUUAAGCUGUAUAAUUGGUACAAAUGAUGGAGAUCUAAAGGGCUAAGCGUUAUAUUCCAGGAGUUUUAAAUCAGCUUUGUUGAAGAUUAAAAAUAGCAGUAGUGGAUUAAUUUUUUUUUGAAAAAUACAAUACAAAAAAUUAUCCACCUACAAAUUAAUUUUAGAUAUCUUGAUUUUAAAUUUAAAACUACGAUUUGAUACUUUACAUUUUUGAAUAAUUGACUAACAGAUUAGUUUUAUUGACUGAGUUUUUAAUUAUACAUUUGAUGUUUGAUUAUUGAUUAUCAAUCUUGUUCUAUCGACCAAAAUGUCAAAAAAUAUACAUUUUUAUAAAAAAUUACAUUAAAUAAUUUUGGUUUACUAAUUCUGAUUUCCAAUAGUAGAAACAAAUUGAAAAUCUACUCAAAAAUCAUUGGUAUUCUUUCUCUUUGAAAAAUAAACUUUCCUACCACCACUCUUAUUGCUUGUUCUCACUAUGACUAUGAUUCCAUUUUUUUAGAAGUAUAUCCUUACCAAUGCUCCACUCUCAACGUUUCCAUUUCUAUUUCCUCUAUAAAAUUUCCAAUUCGUUUUUCUUUCCUUUGUCAUUUUUUUUUAAUUCUUUAAUAUUACUUAUUAUUGCGAUUUUUUUUGCAAAAUAUGAAAACUUUUUCGCUCUGACUUUACAAAAUUGGAUUCAAAUUAACACAUUAAUGCCCAGAAUUAUAAACAAUUCCUGAGAUGUUUCAAAAAUUAAAAUAGUGUUUUUUGUUAAAGCUGAACUAAAAUAUACCAUAAAAAAUAAACCAUUUUUUGCCUCUCAUAUAUUGUUAUCCAUUUGGUCUACACCUUCCAUGUACGUGUUGUACAUUUUGAUUGCAUAAGGAUGCUGCACAUAUACUUCCAUUUUGUCUUUCACUAAAAAUCUUCGGCAGUUUGUAUGGAUUCUACACCAUACUCAUCAAGUCGUUAAAAUCUUCUUUAGUUAUAAGAUAGUGUUUUGAUGGUUUCAGUGUAGGUAAAAAUUCCUUGUUAGAAUUACUUCUGUUAGAACGGUUCUCGCCAUAUUCUUGGUAUUGCAAAUUUUUCUCACUUUUUAUCACCUCGAUACCAACCUUAAAUAGGGAAAUUAAAAUUAAUACGUCUAUAAGAUUUGCUGAUAAAUUAAAAAUUGCUCACCUUUCAAACAUCUUUUACAAUAACUACAAGCAAUGUAUGGAGCCCAUGGCUUGUCUUGAUUCUGAAUAGGACAGUCAAAAUCUUGAUUCUGAAUAGGACAGUCAAAAUAUGCUUCGUCGGCUUCUCAGAGAACAUGAGAUGUCUUUGGUUCAUAUUUUAUGUCUUCAACUUUAAUAAAUUGACCAAAUAUAAAACGAAAUGCAUCAGCAUCAUAUUUAUCCUAUCGCGAUGACAUUUUAACAUUUUCUAGACAUGUACAAGACAUCUGAUCGUUGUUUAUCACCCAAGUGCCGUCUGGAGACACCCUACUCUGAUCUCACAGUAUUUUUAAAUGUAUUAUAACUAAUUGAAAUUUAUAAAAAAACUUUUAUUAUUUCUAUAAUUAUCAAAAAGCUAACUUUAUAUCAAAAAAUUGUAUUUUCUUUUCGUUUUUGUGUAUAAUUGACCGAAAAAUCAUAAUAUGAACUUUAGAACAAAGAACGAUAUGUUUUUGUUGAGUCGUGUAAUCGAUAAAGUUUUGAAUUAAUUUAUCCUGUAUUUUUAAUUUGAAAUAAAUUAUCCUGAAUGUUAUAUCUACUUGGUGUGGUUUUAAAUGUUAAUCUUUCUAAGAAAAGUAUUUUAUUUGUUAUUUUAUGAUCGGUUUUUAAAUUUUGCAUUUUACUCAAAUCAAAUUUAAUUGUCUUUGUGUUUUAUAUUGUUUACAAUGUUAAAACAGACUUUUACUCUGAAGCCGCUUUCCACGUGAGAGGUUCCCAAUGUUAUAUUUUAGGUUUCUGAAGAUCUACUAUGUGGUAAUUGUUUUCAUUCUGAUAAAUAGCAGGAAUCACUAAACGGGAUAAGAUAAAGAAAAAAGGCACUAGAAAAUAAACAAAACGGAAAUAUAUAACAGGACAGAUAAAACAAAAAAUGGCUGAAUUGGUAUACACGUAUUGUAUAAAUGGAGAGAGAUUAGAGAAACUGGAGAAAAGGGAAAAUUUUUAACAGAAUCAAGAAAAAUGGUGGAAUGAAAAUGAGAGUAAAUAAAAUAGGUAUAUGAGAGACUGGAAGACCGAAAACCUAAUCGAACACCGGAAAAGGUAGAAAGAAAUCUAUUUUGUAGUGUCUUUUGCCAGAUAUUUUCAACAUAUUAUUUCCAAGUUUGAACAAUUUUUCAAGUCAAUAGAUCUGUUAUGAACUAAGUAAUUUUAAUCAUUUCCGUAUAAUAAAAUUGGUCAGUGCCUUCUUUCUUUUGUCAUCUGGAUUAUAUUUUACCGAUAGUCUUUAAUUUUUGUUUUAAAAACACUAAAUACAGUUUUAUUUCAAUAUUUUUAGAAAAGUAAAAUAUUUUUUGAUAGUUUUGGUCCAAAAACAUUUUUUGAUAAUUUUAUGGUAAUAGUAAUAUAAUCAUAAUUAAUUAGUUAUAUCUUAACCUAUUGCCAGAUUAACUGUAGGUAAGUUGACUACUACUGUAAAAUAAUAAGAAUUUUUAAUAGAAAAACUAAAUCAAUUAAAUAUGAAAAUAUUGCUCAGGUGCUAUUGAGUCUAAUCUAGACUGUACCUCAAUAAUAUUAUCAUGUGGUGCCAUAGUUUCUUGAUUAUCAUGUUGUGGUAUCAUUCAAAUUAGACUCCAUACUAUUUUUACUGUCUUGUAUUUUUCAAAAUUUGAGUGUGUUUUAUUUAUCUCUCUAUAUUUUUAUUUUAUAUUCAUUACAAAUACAGUUUGCUCUUUAUUUAAACAAAUUAUUUAUAGUAAUUUUAAAUUUUGAGGUUAUUGAGACAUAGUUGUCUGAAUUGUUCUUCAAACUUUUUUGUAAUUCGUUUUCUAAAUGUAUAAAUUGUUUUAUGACAUUCUAUUUUCUGACAUUCUUCAGUUUGUCUUCAUGUGUAUUUAUUUUUUCUGUUUUGUCCUUCAGUGUGCCUCUUUUUACUUUGUUCGACCAAAACUCUAUUUUUUUUUUAUUAACGGAUGUAAUAAAAAAGUUUAUAUUUUGUGGUUCAUUAUUACAAACUUGAGAUUUGAUAAAACCCACAAAUGAAAGACUGUAGGUUUGCGUCGGGGCCCGUUUAUGGAAAUCAAUUUGUCAGGGAAACGUUUCCUUUCAAUAACAUAUUGUAGAGGUUUUUACUACAUAAAGGAGUUGUCUUUUUUGUGGACUGUAUCUUUAUUUUUUAUCACUUCAAUCAACAAAUUUUUAUAAAGAAGCUGGAGGAGAUUACACUUUUCCCGCGAACCUCACCUCACAAGAAGUACUGAAACUUUGCGAUGUUGUAACUUUGGCAUGGUUGUUGGAGUGUAUUUAACACAUAUUGUGUAGGAUUGCCGCGUUCUGCUAAAACCAUGUCCUUUAAUUAUAGCCAGGGAAGUCUUACCAUUCUUAUAUUAUAAAAUUCUCUAACACUUCCACAUGCCACUCUUAAUUUGCUGUAACUACACGACCUACUGUAACCUCGAUCCUAAAACUGGCUUUCUAGAGUUACAAUUCUUGCACCAAUUAAACUUUUUAUGGUGGUUAUUUUAAUGAUGCAGAAUAAACUCUCAUGCACCCUUCGUAAUUGAUGAUUCGGUUUCUCACGAACAAACUUAUAUAAACGACUCUCCACGUAUUCUGCAGCUCUUGAUGACCUUGAACGCCCGGAUUUCGGUUUUUAGUGUGAAAUCGGUUUCCUCAAAUUUUUUGACAUACCCUCGAAUGAGAGGAUCCUUGGAGCAUAAUUCAAGUGACAACUGUAAAAUCUUCUGCGCUCUUCAGUCGCCGAAUCACCGUUAGUUGGAAAAUUUUUUGAGAAGCCUUGUAUAUGUAAUUUCACGAUUUGAUUUUCGGUUGAUUAAAAAAAGUUCUUACAGUGCGUACAAAUCAAUUAAUAAUUUUUUAAUUGUGCAAUACGCUAUUAUCACUUUCGGUUUUAUUUUAAAAAUAUCAUUUGGUUGAUUUGUGAUUUUCAUUCUAUUAAAAUUAAGAUAAAUGAAAUACACUGUAUUCGAAGUCUUGAACAGGAUGGUCGAAUUAAAUUUCAUUAGUCUUUUUUACCAUUCUGGUACUUUACAUGCUUUAAUGUGUAUAAUAUCGUUAAGUUUGAAAACCUAUCAUGUCUUAUCGGCAUUGUGAAAAAAAAAUUGUUGAAUAUUUUGUUAUUUAAAAAAUGUAGUGCUAGGAAAUUUGUAUCGGUUGUCCUUAAUUAAUUUGUCGUUCUAGUAUAAGUUAUACAGGAUCAUUACUCAUAAUCAUUGGGAAUAUACAAGACUGUAGCUAAAA
This is a messenger RNA of Diorhabda carinulata, 6369 nucleotides long. It is a transcript of the gene Gdap2, whose product is annotated as protein GDAP2 homolog. The transcript has 12 exons. Lineage: Eukaryota; Metazoa; Arthropoda; Insecta; Coleoptera; Chrysomelidae. The record is from RefSeq and is a predicted model, not a curated record. The coding region runs from base 252 to 1769 and encodes 505 amino acids.